This is a messenger RNA of Aspergillus caelatus, 888 nucleotides long. RefSeq lists its product as uncharacterized. Bases 1 to 888 code for a protein of 295 amino acids. The transcript has a single exon. The record is from RefSeq and is a predicted model, not a curated record. NCBI's taxonomy places the organism in Eukaryota, Fungi, Ascomycota, Eurotiomycetes, Eurotiales, Aspergillaceae.
AUGAAAUCCCUCCCCCUCCUCACCACCCUCCUCCUAACCCUAACCACAACGCCAACAACGCAAGCAUGGACCUUCACCUGGCGCAACGCUUCCAACACCCCCUUCAUGGAACGCAGCACCUCGCCCGCCCCCUGCACGUCAAUCGACCAAGCAGAAGGCAAACAAUUCGUCUUCGAGCCCGAUAACAGCCCUUACUCGUUCUACAUCUGGUCCAACGACAACUGCUCCGGGUCCUACAGCGGGUUCACGCCGCCGUCGCGGUGGGCCAAGAAGGCCUCGACUGAUUUGCGUUCGUAUAUGGUUAAUUAUGGGGGGAAUGAUGGACCGUCGACGACCGCCGUUGCUUCUUCUUCUUCUACUACUUCUACUUCCACUACCUCUUCGUCUUCGACGGGGACUUCUACGGGGGGCAGUACCACUGCUACCACUACCGCAUCGACGAGUGCGACAUCCUCACCCGGGAAUUCAUCCAGUUCAUCCUCGGGGAUAUCCGGCGGAGCAGUAGCGGGGAUAGUAAUCGGUGUGGUAGCAGGUAUAGCGGUAGUGGGCGGAGCGUUUUGGCUUGGACGACGACGCCGAGGCGGAUCUGGGGGCAAUCCUCCCGGCAAUGCAGGGCAGGGAUUCGGGUCUGCGUCGGGAUUGGGUCCUGGAGCGGGAUAUGUGCAGCCGGGGACGCCGAUUGGGGGGUCCGAUGCGGGUGGUUAUAUGGGGGCAGAGGUAGCAAAGGGAUCUCUACCUUACAUGUAUGAGAAUCAUCCGAUGAGUCCGGUUCCUGCGUAUCAGCCGCCUGUGGGACAGCAUUUUGCGGAGUUGCCGGGGGAGAGCGUGCGGGUGGAGAUGAGCGAUACGUCCAGGGUGAAUGAGUUGGAGGGCAGUGGAAAGCGGUGA